Protobothrops mucrosquamatus (brown spotted pit viper) is the source of this 1687-nucleotide messenger RNA. RefSeq names its product transmembrane protein 106A (gene TMEM106A). The record is from RefSeq and is a predicted model, not a curated record. Lineage: Eukaryota; Metazoa; Chordata; Lepidosauria; Squamata; Viperidae. The coding region runs from base 231 to 1022 and encodes 263 amino acids. The transcript has 8 exons.
CAUGGGCUUGCAGCGUGUGGGAAGGAUUAGGUUGGUAAAGCUACGAGUUUGGGAGCUCUUUGGGAGGAAGUGCUGCCGUUUUAGCGGACUUCACCUCUAUGCAGUUUUGAAACGGAUUGAUCUGUUGCAAGGCUCCAAUCCUCAACGAUACUUUGGAAUAUUUCCAAGAGCACUUUCAAUGUCGAACAAACAAGCGCAAAGAAUCACAUUAGCCACAGUGUUUAUGUACAAUGGAUCAAGCCCUCUUGUGGUUCAAGAACCUGUUUACUACAAAGGAGGCAGAAGAAAGCAAAUCGAUUAUACAGAAAAAAUCAUAUGCUGAGAAUGAAGCAUCCUGUUAUGCCAGCAUUAAUAGAACAGAUGCUUCUGAGGUGUCUUGUGUUCCUUGUGGUAACCACACCAGUCGAGCUUUUGUCACUUGUCCUACUUGUCAAGGCACUGGAAGAAUCCCCCGAGAGCAGGAGCAACAGCUAGUGGCUCUCAUUCCAUAUGGAGACCAGCGGCUGAAGCCUAGACGGACGAAGCUGUAUGUAUUUCUCACAGUAGCCAUUUGCCUGCUGACAACUUGUCUCAUGAUGUACUUCCUGUUCCCACGUUCAGUUGCUGUGCUCCCCUCAGGUCUCAAUGCCUCUACCAUUUCUUUUGACAAUUCUACUUCCAGCAUCAUCCUGAAUAUGACUAAUAUAUUAAAUGUGACAAACAACAAUUUUUAUCCUGUGUAUGUGGCUCAGCUUGAUAUUGAAGUCUUGCAUAAAACAGUGGUGAUUGGAAAAAAAACAGUGAUGACUCAAUUGGAUAUUAGGCCUUUGCAGAGUGCCCAGAUCCUUUAUAGUGUCUCUAGUACAAUCAUGGAUACCAACACUUACAAAAUUUGCACAUGGAUCAAGAUAAAAGUUCACAAUGUUCUUCUGCAUAUACAAGGUACCCUGACUUGUUCCUAUCUCUCUCAUUCGGAGCAACUCUCCUUUGAAAAGUAUCAGUAUGUGGAUUGCAGAGAUGGUGUCCUACUAUCUUUAUUCUAAAGUCUCUCAUGGCUACAGUAGAGCCCUGGAGGAACUUCUUUUGGCUACAGUCCCCUUCAGUGAAAUUGCAGUAGCAUGAAGCUUCUGGGGAUUUGUGGGAAGAAACUGAAGCUUUGAUUCUUUAUUGGCAAUUCUACAAAACAGGAAGAUGGCUAUGGUACCACAUUCCUUUUAAGAUAGCAUGUAAUGAUGCUGAUGGAUUAGUUUCAUUUUAAAAGAACAGCAGACUGGAAUGCAAGGAGAACAUGCUAACAUAAGAGAGUUAUACUUCAUAUUGGAAUUUGAGUGGACUUAGGCUGCAUGGAUCACCAAGUGGCUGCUGAAUUUGUACUGAUAUCAUUUAUUUUGGAGGUUAUUGCUUGGAGCUGGGAUCUCUAAACACAAUGAAACUUGCCACUGUAGACUUUAUUGGAGAGCUGGGAGCAUUCUCCUUUUCCCAGAACUAUCUUCUCCCAUAUUCAUAUAGCAGGAGAAAAUCUUGAACUUUUUGAAGGAGAUACCACCGAAUUAAGGUUGUGUUUCUUCUCCCACUAGAUUUUUCUCUGUUCAUUAGUUAAUCUCUUUUAUAAAUUGUAGGAAGAAAAAAAGGCUCCUGAAGCCAAAAUUAUGGCUCUGUUCAAAUUUUGCUUUUCUAAAUCUAUUUCUACUAAUAGCUUUAUUUUGCU